CCAAGACAUUGUAUUUUUAACAAAUUGAAUUAAUCUCGAGUUUUUGAGUUUCGCGAAUCGAAAAUAAAUUCGGAAAGUCUCAGAUUUUGAGUCUGCUAGUUGAAAUUCUCUUUUUCUAGUGUCAAAAAGUACAAUUUGGGUGUACAUUUCGAAAUAAAGUUUCACCGGAACCGGGACCGGUUAUCGCUUGAAACAGUAAUUUCGUCUCGAGAGCGAUUGUUUACGUUUCACGUUUUUUUUUCAAAAUAGUUUCUAAGCUCUUGUUGAAAUUUGAAAGACAAAUUGGGACUCGCGAAUUGCAAAGUUAUGGCAGUUGUGUUGAUGGAAGUCCUCGAAAUUCCGGUUGCCUAAUUUGUGCGCAAUUGAAAAAAUUCAUCGCAGUUUUUAAGAUUUGUUGACAUCUUUCAGGAAGAAUAUUUACUGAGGUUGAAAAACGGUAUGGACGUGAAAGAAAUUGUGCCAAAAACAAAAAAAAUGGAAGAUUACGUGGCGGGGACAAGACCCGCGAAGAAGAAACGGAACAGAAGGUCGAAGUCGAAGACAGCAUCAAGCGCAGAUAUGGGCAAGGAUGCUGUCUCGCGAAAUUCAGACACUGACCCAGAAUAUUCACGAAAUCCAAAAUUCCUGCCCGUAUCGGCCAGCAUAACAGUGACAAGUUCGACCACUGUAUGGAACGCGAACACGAAUGCAGCAACUGCCUUGUUUCCAGAGGCACAGGCUCAGGCUAUUCAAAUUAUUGAUGAGGAUGUCCUGUUGAGUGCUGCUCUCGAGGAGAGCAUUUUGACAGCGCGACUGGAAACGUUCAGAACGAGUGAGGCGACGAGGGUCAAUUGGGCUGACGAUUCAGAGGAUCCAGAAUGGGUUUCAGCUUAUAAUCAUCAGUUCGAAAUUUCGGAUGACAAGGACAAGGACACCGAGAAAAUCGAAAAGAAAUCUCAGGAUGAUAAUAAUAACCGCGAUGAUAAAUUUGGCAAUUCUCGGGAUGAAAAUUUGUAUUCAAAAGAGAUUGAUGAGCAGGGAAGAGUUGGGAAUUUCGCAGAUCGAAAUUCUGGAUUGGGAAGUGGAGCACGUAUCAAGGAGCAGGAAAUUUUUGGUCAUGAGAGUAAUCGAGGUUCUUUCAAUCGAAGACCACCGAAUUAUGUGCCCGAUAGAAAUGAGCCUGAUCACUUUGUGAAAUUUGAUUCGUAUGAUAAUAGAAGCCGAGGUCAGAGGGAUCGAAAUUAUCAAACAUUCAAUCAGCGGCCCAGAUUUGAGAAUCAAAGUUACUCUCAGAGAUAUGAUAAUCAAUCCCAGAGACACGAUCAAUCACACAAACACGAUCAAUCAUACAGGUACGAUCAGUCACGGAGAUAUGAUCAAUCACACAGGUACGAUCAAUCCCACAGGUACGAUCAAUCCCAAAUGUAUGAUCAAUCACAAAAACAUGAUCAAUCCCGAAAAUACGAUCAGUCCCAAAAAUACGAUCAAUCACAGAGGUACUAUCAAUCACGCAGGUACGAUCAAUCCCAAAAGUAUGAUCAAUCACAAAAUCAUGAUCAAUCCCAAAAAUAUGAUCAAUCCCAAAAAUAUGAUCAGUCCCAAAAACACGAUCAAUCCCAAAAAUACGAUCAAUCCCAAAAUCACGAUCAAUCGCAGAGAUACGAUCAAUCACACAGGUACUAUCAAUCCCAAAAGUAUGAUCAAUCGCAAAAACAUGAUCAAUCACAAAAACCCGAUCAAUCCCAGAUACACGAUCAAUCCCAGAGAGAUGAUUAUCAAUCGCAGAGACCUGAUAAUCAACAUCAAAGAUAUGAUAACCAUCAUGAGAGGAGCGAAAACAAACACCAAACAUACAACAACCACCAUUAUAGGUACGAUAAUCAACAACGACGUUUCGACAAUAACAAAUUUGGUAAGAAUCAACGCCGGGAUUAUCGAAACAGGGACCCAAAUCCUGAUUCCGCUUUUCAUCAGGAAGAAUUUCAAGACCCAGUGUCAAACAAUUUACAAAUCAACCAAGAGCAUUCACCUGACGAAUCUCAACGAAAUAUUGCCCUCGAGGUUCAGCAAGCCCCCGAAAAGGAGCAAGAGGACGAGCCCAAAACACCGGAAUCGAAAGUCUCAAUAUCCGAGCUAAAACCGGAAGAGGCUAAUGUCCGUGAGAGUUGUGCGAGUUUGCCAAAUCCGGACGAUCCCUCAUCACUCUGCUUCAUGCAGACGAGCUUCAAGGAGGCGGAAUCUUGGGAAAAGGUGGAGGACGAUCAUCUCUCGGAGAGUGGCUCUGACAGCUACCAGGAGGCGUCGCACUUAUCCAGCAAUCCCUUUAUUGUCAAGGUCCCAAUUCAGAUUCUCCAUCCGUCCAUGAUGUGCCAGACACCCGAAGUCAUUCCAAUUCACAAUCUCUUCCCGCAUAAUAUGCCCGCACAAAAUAAAGUCCCACCUCCCAUGACCUAUAUUGCCAGCAGCAAUCCCUUCAUUGCGGGUGCGCCCCUGGCAAAUGCCAAUUUUCCCGAACAGCCGGAACUUCCGCCGGAAACGUGUCUGCCGAUGCAAAAUCUCGACAUGAGGUACUUCAAUCAGCCUCUCGUUCACAAUCAUCCCUUGAUGCCCCUAAAUCUGCCAAUUGGAAUUCCAUCAUGCUCCUCUCAUGUUCAAAUUCCAGUUGGAAAUCAAUCCGGGAUAAAUUAUGUGAAUUCUCUGAAUUGUCAGUGUCCGCAGCAUCUCUGCAAUCGACUUCCGGUCCCGAGUCUCAACUGUCCAAGUCCCUAUCAUCCCCAAUUUACCAGUUUCAUGACACCAAUGGGUCCAGUUUUGAUGCCAAUUGUUACGCCCGUCAAUCCGGAAGUGGUCGUUCCGUCCGAGGAGUUGAGGAUUCAACCGGAAGUGGCGGAUAAUGAGCGAACGGUAACGAAGGUCAUUGAAAAAUCGGCGAACAAUCUUGUCAAUCUCUGUGAGAAUCUUCCGGCGCGACGCGCCAAUUAUCCGCGACAUUGUCCGCCUGGAUUUGAGAGCAAUAUUUUUUCGACGAUUACGACAAAUCCGAAGAAAAUUAUCUGCGACAAGAGGAAUAAUGCGCUGCCGAGUUUUCGUAAUAAUUCGCGCGAUUUUGGAGAUGAGAAGAGGGACAAGAGUGCGAAGAAGACGGAGGAAUUUACGGAUGAGAAAUUGGCGGUGAUUUUUAACGAUAUUUAUAAUUCUCCAGCGCCAAGACCUGGAUUUCGAAUUGGCGUGGGUCGCGGGAAAAGAGUUGGACGUACUGAUUAAGACCUGAAUUAUCAGGUAUUUCUUUUUUAUUUUUCUUUCUUUCUUUCUUUAUCUUUUAUUGAUGAGAUUUCUGCGGGAAAAAAAAGUGUGUAUUUGUUGAAGAAGCUGAUGUUUGAUUAUUAUUUUUUAGUUUUAUUUCACUAGUAGAAUAAAAAUUGAGUCGUUUUUUUCUCUCAGGUUUUAGUGAAACUAGUCUGAUUUAGAGGUUUAUUAUGCGAGGCGAUUUGCCAUAUAGUUUUUUUUUUUUCUAUUUUUACAUGUUUUUUUUUUCCUCGACAG
Belonocnema kinseyi is the source of this 3522-nucleotide messenger RNA. RefSeq lists its product as uncharacterized. The coding region runs from base 439 to 3243 and encodes 934 amino acids. NCBI's taxonomy places the organism in Eukaryota, Metazoa, Arthropoda, Insecta, Hymenoptera, Cynipidae. The record is from RefSeq and is a predicted model, not a curated record. The transcript is spliced from 4 exons.